Phasianus colchicus (ring-necked pheasant) is the source of this 789-nucleotide messenger RNA. The record is from RefSeq and is a predicted model, not a curated record. Lineage: Eukaryota; Metazoa; Chordata; Aves; Galliformes; Phasianidae.
CUUAAUCCGGCCACGCCCCCCUCCCUGAGCCCCGCCCCCUUCGUGCCGUCAGCCCCGCCCCCUUUGUGUCCCGGCCCCGCGCCGCUCUUUGCCCGCGCCGCGCCCGGUUCCGCUCCGCACCCACGGAACGGACCCACUUCCGAACCCGGACUCACGGCCCCGCAGCCACACCCGGACCCGCACCGCGGACCCAUGGACGCGGACCCGCGGCUCGCAUCCCCGCAGCCGGUACCGGAGCCGCGCUCCGGACUCGCGGAACCAGACCCGAACGCGGCCCCGGACCCGCGGCCCGAACCGGCGGACGCGGAGCCCGACCCGAAUCGCGAUCCCGAAGACACGGAACCGAAUCGGCGUCCCGGUCCCGCGGAACCGGUUCCGGCCCCGGCGCCCGCCCCGUGCCGUUGGUUCUUGGAGGGCCGCUGCCGUUUCGGUCCGCGCUGCCGCCACCCGCAUCCGGGGCAGAGUCCGACCGCCGGCCCGGAACCGGCAGCGAGCCGGGAGGAACCGGGAGCGGCGGGGAAGAAGCCGCCGCUGCGCCGCGCCGCCGCCGUCCUCAGCCGCCUCCGCUGGGACCCACGAGCGGAUCCCGCGGCCGCCAGCGUGGAGUAUCGCGACCGCUUCGUGGGCGUCGUGGAGCGGCCGCUGCUGGAGUUCUUCACGGGGCCGCUGUGCGACGCGGGACCCGCGGACCUGGCGGUGCCCGAACACCGCAUCGUGCGGAUCCGCUACCGCGGGCGGUGCGUGUGGGACCGGGAGAACCGCAUCGAUCGCGUGUUCGGGUCGGGGGGG